AUUUGAACUUCAAACGCGAGAAAAGUAGCACAGUGCGGAUAGAUACGCGGAUGCGUGGUCAUUAGGCGGCGGAUCGCGGAAAAUAACAAUGCUUCGAUAAUGUUGUUAGCAUAGACCAAAUGGCAGUGUUAAAACAAUUCGAUCGCAAUUGCCUAACCUGCCCAGCCUGCGCCGAUCGCGACAAUGGAAUAUUCUGAUUGAAAACAACGCAAUCCGGAUAAACAGUCUUAAAAUAAAUAUUUAAAAAUACCCGCAUAAUAUUAUGGCGAUCGGUGUGUUUCAAAAACGGACAGCGAAAACAAUUUCGUUACUGUGCAUGGUCUUAAUAAGACUGGGCCAUGCCACGGAUGCGGAUGCGGUUGACAGCCAUGAGACGAGCACUUGGCUGGCCACCAUCACCACCGAGAUGAUGCCGUUGCCCGAUUCCGGGCGCAGCUGCUUUGGUUGGUCCUCUGCGCCGGAGGCAGCGGGCGGAAACUGCUCCAGAUCAAACCGGAACGGAACUCUUAAGUGCUAUGGCGGAAUGAAUAACCUGGCUGCCCUGAGCCAAUCUGGAAAGCUGAGCAGAGCGCAGCCCGCACUGGAAAUGCUUCUAUGCGGCUGGCCAAAGGACGGUCUAAAUCAUUUCAGGGAACUGCAGAGAUUGCCCCGCCUUCGAUCGCUGACCAUCGAGUACAGCGGCUUCACCGAAUUCAAAUUCGACUUUCCCGAGAUGUCGGAGCUGCAUACCAUCAACAUUUCGUGGACGAAUCUCUCAUACAUCUCAUCCCGCACCUUCAAGCGAGUGCUUCCGCUCAAGGUCUUAGAUCUGCGUUGGAACCAGCUCAUCCAACUGGAUGGACCACUGUUGCUGCCCCGCAAUUUCGAGCAGCUCUAUCUGGCGGGUAAUCCGUGGAACUGUACGCGAAACUUCAAGUGGAUGCUGCUGCAGCCGGAAAAGGGACGUCUGGUGGUGGACCGCGACGAGCUGAUCUGCACAGAUCGGAAGUAUAAGGAACGCCAGAUGCUCCUGGUCAUGCACUAUAAGCUGGAGCUGAAGAGACAAUGCCAAUGGCACGAGGAUCUUAGGAACUGCACUUGCCUCAUGCAUCACAUCUUGCCGAAGACCCACAUACCGCUCUAUACGGUCAACUGUUCCCAUUUGCAGUUCCACCGCUUGCCCGCCUUUUUGCCGGAUAACACCACCACUUUGGUUAUCAACGAUAAUAUGAUCAGUGACAUAAAUCCGCUGCGAGACAAUCCCCACUACCGCCACGUGGUGGAUAUGCAGCUGGAGAACAAUCACAUAUCCAAUGUGGACAACUUGGAGGACACCUACUGGCUGCAGAACUUCCGCUUGCUCAACCUGCGUGGCAACAAUCUCCGCAAGCUUCAUGUCUACGCCCUGGACAACGCACUCGAAGACAACGAGAAUGCCAAUCUGCUAUUGCUGAGCCGAAAUCCCUGGCACUGCACCUGCAAGUUUGGCAGCCGAAUGCGAGAGCUGCUGACCAAGUACAAGGAUAUCGUGCGGGAUGCGUGGAAUGUGAGCUGCACCUACCGCCUGGAUGACGACCAGCUGCUGGCCAAAGUGCUGACCCUCAGUCGGCAGGAGAUGUGCAAUUUAAGUUUGGACGACGGCACUCAGAUCCAUCCCAUCGAUUGGCUGAACGGGGUGCUGGCCAGCUUGAUAUUCCUCAUCCUGGGCAAGCUGGCCUACGAUUACUACUACUACAAGUAUUACGGUCGAGUUCCUUGGAUUGUGAUGAAAAUGCCUUAGUCUACAUCUUGUGUGUUAAGAGAGAGUUAAGCUCGAAAGUAUUUCUCAACCGGAGACAACGGUUUUCGGUUUAUUCUUGAAAAUCUACAAAAACAAUAGCGGUCUUUGUAGCAUAUAUGAAUAUUUAUAUAUAAAUAAUGUUGUUUAGGUAUUUAUGUAUGUAUAUUUAAGCUAGGUCAACGCAAAACUCUCAAAAUAGUUGUUUACAUCCACACUAUUGCACUUUUCAAACUGUUUUAUAUGGUUAAAAACAUUCGUUCUCACGUUCCUACACAUUUGACGGUUGAUUUAAGCAUUUAACCUGCAUCUAAAUUGGCACAAAGCGCUUUAUGUUCGAUAAUGAGAAACAGCUAAGAUAAGUUUAUGUUUAUGUUUGCAUCUGGACAGAACGGAAUACGUGUGCAUUAUAAGUUAGUUACACAUUAUUCCAUUUAAAUGAAUCUAAUAUUGUAUCAUGUAUAUAUACAAUUAAAACCCUCGAUUUAAUUUCUUUGGCAAUCGAAAUCAGUGCAAAAUAUCGCAUCUUUUCGGUCAAAGCAAAUGCAAAAUGUUUAAAAUAAUUGCAUAGGGUAAAAGCUUAUAAAUUAAACAACAGUGCUGGACAUUGUAAACGAAGCUU
Drosophila santomea is the source of this 2378-nucleotide messenger RNA. It is a transcript of the gene swi2, whose product is annotated as protein singed wings 2. The record is from RefSeq and is a predicted model, not a curated record. Gene Ontology annotation, cellular component: plasma membrane. The transcript is spliced from 5 exons. The coding region runs from base 263 to 1759 and encodes 498 amino acids. Lineage: Eukaryota; Metazoa; Arthropoda; Insecta; Diptera; Drosophilidae.